CAUAAACAUUACCACCGCCCAGGAGAGGAACACAGGUCAGAUCAUCAUACAUUAAGGUACAAGUCGUUCCAAGACUCAGGGGUCACAGAUGCCUCCCCUAAAGCCCGUCGAGCGUUUGGAGCGGCUAUGUAGUUGGAAAAUAGCCAAUCACCUGUUUGGGGUCUUCUCCUCUUGGUACACAGACGUGAGUGAUGCCUCGGACACCAGUGAAGCCUGUGUGGGUCGUGAGGUGAAGCGUGGGAGAAUGAGUGAACUUUGUGGGUCUAUGGACGGUGUGUCGAGUGAUGGUGAAGUUAAGGAUGAUUGGUUCAUCUCACACCUCAAGUACAGUGACGCUUGUACAGACGACGAUGACUCCAGGACUGGGGUGUUGUCCCCGGUCUCUCCCCAGUACCAGACGGUCAAUGCCGUCACCCAGUGGCUGGCUCGAGAGGUCAGGGACUUCGUGACGUGGCAUUUGGCUCCCAGGUUCCACGAGGAUAUUUUAGCCACGGUAAUAAACGUGAUUGCGUCCAGGGUAGAAAUCCCCCGAUCGAAGGAGAAAUUACGGGUAUACGAGGAAGAUCUGUACUUCCUCAACUCUCUGGGUUUUCUCGUCAGUGUGAGUUUAAAGUGUCUGCUGACCAGAGGCGUCGCAUCUCUGGAUUUCUCCCACGUGUCGCACUUACUGAAGAGGUGGAAGAUGUUGUGUUGGGGGGGGGACACCAUCCAGAGGGGCGGCGGCAACCGCGAGAGUCCGUACUUCGACGUGUUCGGCUACGCCUUGGACGUCGGCGUGUCGGGUCUGGGAACGCUCAAGUACAUUAAGCUGCCACACUUUGUCCAUAACAGUUUUGUGAGGAAGGUCGCGUAUCUCUGCCCCAAUCUAGAAAUUCUGAUUUUACGUUGUUCGGCGGACUGUGCCAACCCCAAGCACGACGUACCCGUGGUGACCAACGUGGAGGUCCUCUACGGCGACUCGGUCUCGUGCGCCGACGGCCAGGUGAGAAUAAUCCCCGGCUGUAAGGACCUGGUGACUCUGGCGUUACCCGAGGGCGUCGAAACUCUGGACGUGACCAACGACGCCAUCGAGAUGUUGGCGUACAUGCCCAACCUGGAGUACCUGGUGGGUGCCCCCAUGAUCUACGUCACAGAGGAGUUUGAGGAAAUAUUCGAGACGUUGCCCGGACCGCAGAAGCUGACUAACUUUCACCACGGUGCGUACCCCAAGUCCAACUGGCCGUCGUUUGUCUACGAGGAAUCUCUGCAGGAGCCCAACCCAGAGUACCUGUCUAGAGUGUUCUCCCAGGUGAGGGAGGUGGGCAUAUACGCCCCGACGGAGGUCACGGAGAAGGUGCUCCAGAGCUUCUCCAAGGCUCAGGACGUAACGAUAUUUACGGACGACUUCGAGGUCCACGGCAAAUACCUGAAGAACCUGACGGCGCUGGACAUCAACGUCGGGUACCAAGAGGAGUGGCCCAUACUCCUCUCCCUCAGCCAGACGUCGCCCAGGCUGGAGCAGUUAACCCUACGGUCGUUCUCUCUGCAGGUGAGCGGUACUCUGGACCACAAACCACGUCUGCCCUUCUUACACACGCUCAAAUUCCACGGUCAGAACGUCCUUCAGGCCGAGGCUCUCCUGACGUUCAUACACGGCUGUCCCCUCGUCACCACGUUCGUCCUGUCGAUGAUCACAGACGAGGAUGGGGAAGGACAGCUAGAUGACGACAUCCUCCUUCGGGCGGCUCCUCUCUUACCCAAUGUUCAAAAAUUUGUUUAUAAAGUACAAAGUGCCCUGAGGACCAUGGACGGCGUGCCCUGCAGCCUCACCAGCAGGUCGUGUGAGGCCUUACUAGGGGCAUGUCCUCAGCUCACCUGCCUGGGCCAGCUUGAGACGUGGAAGUUGACCAGGUCUGACAUAAACCUUCUGCAGGAGAAAAUUAGGAAGAGGAAUUGGGAUUUGGAAAUUGUAUAACAAGUGAGGGGGUUGUGAGUGCGUUACUGUGUUGUACAACCUAUCAGAAUAUUGUACAACCAAUCAGAAUAUUGUACAACCAAUCAGAAUAUUGUACAACCUAUCAGAAUAUUGUACAACCUAUCUUAAUAUAAUUUAAAGUGACAAUAAAGUUUUUUUCUUUGUAUAAA
This is a messenger RNA of Homarus americanus (American lobster), 2124 nucleotides long. RefSeq lists its product as uncharacterized. The record is from RefSeq and is a predicted model, not a curated record. Bases 89 to 1954 code for a protein of 621 amino acids. Lineage: Eukaryota; Metazoa; Arthropoda; Malacostraca; Decapoda; Nephropidae. The transcript is spliced from 2 exons.